AUGGCUCUGCAGAAUUUAAAGGGGAGAGGGAGAAAGAGAGACAGGGGAAAGAAAGAAAAAAAUUGAGCGCUUAGCAGAAGAGAGACUGAAUCAUUCGAAUAGGAUCGUUUUGAUAGUUCGAGUUUCUACAUUACGUCGUCGUACCAAACCCCAAACGCCGCACAUUCCGGCCAGGAGAGGCCAGUCGUGAGUCUCCUCUCUCCCUGGGUACUUGGUGCCAAUUCUGCCGUUGCGAUCGUUGAUGAUGAGUCUGCGGAUAUACAGAGUAACAUCUCUUCAGUCAUUGAUCAUGAGAGUGUUCCACUGGUUCUGAUAGUACGUACUCGUCUAUCGUGUCGGCUUUUCCUCCCCAGAUCUUCCCCCUAAGGUCUUACCCCAGACCCCCCAGUCUCGAGCUUCUCCCCGAUGGGCGCCCAACCGUCACCACUAUGAAGUCUGCCGCCUCGUCUGCUUCUUCGACAGACAAGCAUUUCCGCUGUACCAUCUGUCAGCGAGGGUUCACCCGCAUUGAUCAUCUCAAGAGACAUCACCUUCGUCACUCCGGACUAAAGCCCUACUCAUGCGUCUUCUGUAACGAGUCGUUUGCUCGCUGUGAUAAUCUCCGCGACCACUAUGCGAAUUGCGCCAAACGUGGGGACCAGCAGGUCCCUUCAACAUCUCAGCGAGGCCGUAGACGGCAUGCCUGUCAAUCGUGCACUUCGAUGAAGCUCCGAUGUGACGGAGAUACUCCCUGCGGUUCCUGUCGAAAAAGAAAUUUGCCGUGUAACAAAGAGCGGAAAUCCCAAUUGAAAAAUGGCCCCGAUUCAGCCGUAGGACCCUCCAAAGGAAACGAUGAUUCGGAACAAUCCUCAGAUCGGGGCUCUAUCAAAUUCUUGCUCAAUGGAGGGACUGACAGUUUUACCGAACGAUUUCUCCUUCCGCCACGCAGCGAUCGGGCUCGUGGUCUGGAAUAUCAUAAUAUGAAGGGUUUGCAAGAGGACAAUGGUGCCGCCCUACCAUAUAAUAUGAAGCAAGACCAGAUGGAGUAUGCGCCUGCGUUUAUCGAUUCAGAUCCGGUCACCAUGUCUUUCUUCCAGGAUACCUUUGUGAACUUUUUCAAUAACCCGUUUGGAGAUCCGACCAAACCAAUGGAUGAUCCGUACCAAGGCGGGGUUGCAUAUCAAACAGUUAUACCUCCAAACCAGGAUCCAAGCUUGACAUUACCUGGACAGCAGCCCCCAUUCGAGCCCGAGAGACCGUUUGCAUCUGCCAUGAUCCAGUCAAUUUUAACCAGAGCAUGGACCGUGCCUCUGGACGGAAAGGCACAAGAGGAAAUAUCUCACAACUUACAUUUUCUCCUUGCCACAUCACGCGUUCGAAGGUUUGUGGCGAUGUAUUUCAAGUACUGGCAUCAGAGUUGCGCGAUGAUCCACCCUCCAUCUUUUGACCCUGAAACCGUCUCCUUGCCGUUACUCACUGCGGUUGUGUUCAUGGGCGCUAUGUAUUCUGGUGACGAGAGGGAAGUGUACGCCGCAAAGCGAGUGCUUGACUUUGCAGAAUUAUUCGUCUUCUCCAGUGAUGUCUUCUCCAGUGAGAGUGAAAUUGGCGCCGCUUUUUGUGGGAACCGGAACCUGGACGAGGAAGCAAACGAUUGGGUCCAAUUCCAGAAUCUACAAGCUGGAUUCAUCACUAUUAUCACACAGUAUUGGGCAGGAAGCCGUGAGUCACGAAAUCGUGUGAUGGAAAAUCGAUUCAGUGAAGUUAUUAAGGUUGCUCGUAAAACCGGCCUCCUCAAAUGUCGUCACCUACCACAGGAUCGUAUACAGGAAUACUUGUGGAUCCAAAAAGAAUCUCGUAUCCGUACUGUCAGCAUCAUCUCGCUGCUCGACUGUGCUUUCUCGUUCUACCAGAACUACCCGUGUCGCCUCAGCCAUACUGAAAUGGAUAGCGAAUUUCCCUGCUAUAAUGCCAUAUUCAACUCCGAGCAUCCAUUUGCAGAGCCCAACUUUCGAUUUUCUCGGGAUUUGAUCAUCUCCGAGGCUUUCCAGAGUCUAUUUGAAGAUUACCCUACACAAAACCCCUCGCCGUCACCUAUCUCAGAAGGAAGUCAAAUGAGCCUGACAGUAUUUGACAUGUUUAUGUUAAUACAUUUGCUCUACGUCUUCACCAACACACAUAUGACUCUUCUCGCUGUGAUGCGAAAACAUCACGCUAUCUUACCAAGCAUCUCACCCGGUGGAUCCGGGGUCGAUGCAGCCCAGAUCACCGCAAUCCCAGAUGACGCAGUUCUAGAUGGGAUUCGCACAGCACUCACGCGCUGGCGCGAGCACUGGGAUGUUUUACGUGCUCAGGUGCCUCGCGAAGAAUGGGCCUCCAUGGGCUUCUACAAGAACGGAUAUAACUUCUGGCUAGUUUCGCAACUUCUCAUUACCAAGAAAGAGAGUAUCGAUGUGGUGAUGCAGAUGGAGAUCAAGUGCGAAGACAAACUUGAGAAGCUCAAAGUGCUACUGAUGGAUGAGAAUGACUGAUCGCCGAUGAGGACGUUUAAUGAGUAUAUAUAAUUUUAUGCUGUUUAUAUUCUGUGGUAUAUAUUAUGCAAGGAAAUGGGUUGGAGGUGAAGUUGUAUCUAAGAUGUCUGUUUGUUGGCUUAUAUGGAUUAUCGAGUGGCCAAUCAAUACCCCGUGAUGCUCGUUUAUAAUCAGAUUCAUUGAACUCCCUGCACUUCUAUCAUCCCGUUCGAUACUGUCAAAGAAUGAAUAUAACCAUGACGACAGCCUACGCAUACCCCAACCUCCAAAACGUCUCAAUAUUCGUCUCCGUAUCCUCAUCCACAUAUGGCUGUGGCUCUGCAUAGCUCACCCUCUCCCCAUGCAACUCUGCCACCUUCCCCGUCAAAGACGAGUCACUCACCAACUCCUCCACAGCCUUGGUCACAGUCUCCAUAGGCGUCAUAAUCAUCGAUUUAAAUAAUGCCACAUCCGGCGCGAUGUUCGUUU
Aspergillus wentii DTO 134E9 is the source of this 2975-nucleotide messenger RNA. RefSeq lists its product as uncharacterized. Gene Ontology annotation, biological process: DNA-templated transcription; regulation of transcription by RNA polymerase II. Gene Ontology annotation, cellular component: chromatin. The annotation marks the transcript as partial. The record is from RefSeq and is a predicted model, not a curated record. NCBI's taxonomy places the organism in Eukaryota, Fungi, Ascomycota, Eurotiomycetes, Eurotiales, Aspergillaceae. The transcript has 8 exons. Gene Ontology annotation, molecular function: zinc ion binding; DNA-binding transcription factor activity, RNA polymerase II-specific; RNA polymerase II cis-regulatory region sequence-specific DNA binding.